Cryptomeria japonica (Japanese cedar) is the source of this 345-nucleotide messenger RNA. RefSeq lists its product as uncharacterized. The transcript has a single exon. The coding region runs from base 1 to 345 and encodes 114 amino acids. The record is from RefSeq and is a predicted model, not a curated record. Lineage: Eukaryota; Viridiplantae; Streptophyta; Pinopsida; Cupressales; Cupressaceae.
AUGAGACCAUGGCCAUAUCGAGCAGAGGUGGCAGAUGCGGGGGUGAUAGAUGAGUAUGCACAGUAUGUGGCCAUACAUCCCUUUCAACGGAUUUUAGAUCCAACAGAGCCAGUACCACCAUUUGAGGAUGAUAGGGCUUCGAGACAGGGGAGGAGGAGGAGGAGGAGGAGAGUAGAUGGGGGAGGUGGGGGAGGGAGAGGAAUUGGAGAUGGGGGUGGAGGAGGUGGUGGAGGUGGAUUAGGUGGUAGGGGUUUGAGGAUAGGCAGGGGUGGGAUUCCUUUGCAGCUACGACAGGGACUAGCAAUAGCAGCAUCAGGAGAGAGGGAAGAGGGAGGAGCAGGGUGA